Malassezia restricta is the source of this 600-nucleotide messenger RNA. RefSeq lists its product as uncharacterized. Lineage: Eukaryota; Fungi; Basidiomycota; Malasseziomycetes; Malasseziales; Malasseziaceae. The transcript has a single exon. The record is from RefSeq and is a predicted model, not a curated record. Bases 1 to 600 code for a protein of 199 amino acids.
AUGAAGCUCUCUCUUGUUAUUGUUGCCGCUUGCAUUGCCUUGGCCCAGGCUGCUCCUGCUAAGAGGUCGCUGAACUGCAAGGCUGUUGGUAACGCAGGUUUCCUCCUCGGUCAUAAGGGAGACAGCAAGGUUACGUACGAAUUCGAUGACAACGUGCUUCGGGAGGUCUCGAAGACAAGCCAAAAGUUCGAGUUCUACGAGUGUGAUGCCCCCUCGGACAAAUACUUCGGUACUGGCGUUGGUGCCGUGAUCGGACAGAUCCGCAGCAAGGAUGAUGCCUCGAUGUGUGUAACAGCUGGCUCUGUGGCGCCUCAGGCUAGCGAUUUGGAGCCCAAGACGUUUGGCGAGGGUCGUGUUACGCUGGAAAAGUGCGCAUGCAAUGACUCGGAGGGCGACAUGACUCUUCGCAGGCAGUGGUUUACUAUGCCCCUGGGCGCACCUACCUGCCCGCCACUGAUCUCUCAGCGUGGUUACAAGAACGAUGCUGCUCAGGGUAUGGUCUCGGAGUUCGACGACAAGUCUGUUCGUCUCGUGAAGGGCGACAAGGAGGGCUCUAAGUACCUUUACCUCGGCGACGAUGUGGCUGACAGCUGCAAGUAG